AUGAUAAAUUUACAGUGUAGUACAAAUAAAUUGUGUAGGCAAACUAGAAAACUAAGAAAAGUUCAAGUAGAGCAGCUACCUGGGAAUUCAUUGAUUAUGACAGAACAAUCAGAUCUAGUUAUUUUAAGUUCUGAUAGUGAGGAAGAACUAACUAAUUCUGUAGCUGAGAUAGAAUGUGAAGAAAUAUUUGAAAGUAGUAGGAAUCAUAGAGCCCCUACAAAUAGAGUAACACCAGAAGCAAGCUACAAUGCAAAUAGGAGCGAAAAUAGGAAUAUUGUAGAAGUUGAGAAUUCUACUUUAGUAACUGAUGAAGAAUCAUCUACUGAAGAUGUUCAAAUUAUUGGAAUAAAUGAAGCUACAUUCAACAGGUCAGGUAACUUUCAUUCUUUACAUCAAACUUCUAAUAUAAGUAAAGAUUUCCCAAUUUUUGGUGUAUACUCUAAUCUACUAAAUUUUAUAAGCAAUAUAGUUAAUCCAAGCUCUACACUAAGUGGAAAUUCUACAGUUCAUGCUCCAUUAGAACUCACACAAACUGAAAAGGAGAAAGCUGCAAAAUUUACAUGUCCAAUUUGUCUAGAUGAUUGGGAUAAUAUUAUGAGCCGAGCUACAUCUCAUGUUCCUUGUCUACCAAAUAUUAAAACUCCUAUAGUUAUCACCCGUUGUGGUCAUCACUUAUGCCUAAGUUGUGCAGGAAACCUAGUACAAAGAAAACAAAGAUGUCCAAAAUGUAGGAAAACUCUUUCAAAAAGAGAUUUUAUAAAUUUCUAUGCUUAA
Messenger RNA from Cryptosporidium muris RN66, 774 nucleotides. Its product is annotated as zinc finger, C3HC4 type domain-containing protein. Lineage: Eukaryota; Apicomplexa; Conoidasida; Eucoccidiorida; Cryptosporidiidae. The record is from RefSeq and is a predicted model, not a curated record. The coding region runs from base 1 to 774 and encodes 257 amino acids. Gene Ontology annotation, molecular function: metal ion binding. The transcript has a single exon.